Molecule: messenger RNA, 1227 nt
Organism: Kwoniella botswanensis
Lineage: Eukaryota; Fungi; Basidiomycota; Tremellomycetes; Tremellales; Cryptococcaceae
Exons: 3
Coding region: 1-1227 (408 amino acids)
Cellular component (GO): cytoplasm
Source: RefSeq, a predicted model, not a curated record
AUGUUACCUCUCCCCUCCUCAACGUCCAAGCGCAAUCGAACGUAUUUCCCAUCCCUUCCAGCAAAUCACAAUCAUAACCUAUCCUCUUCUCAGCAGAUACUACAGACACUACGAUCACGUACUCGUCUGACCAACUUGGCGGUAUUCUUACUGCUAUUUUCCUUAUCAGGAUCAUUGAUCCUCAAUUUGAAUUACCUUCUCAUAACUCCAUCAAGCACAUUCAGCUCAACGAGCUCCUCUAGGCUCAGGAAUGGUAAAGUGAUCAGUAAAGGAUGGGACGAUCUGGCUACUCUCUCGCAGUUGAGAUCCGGUAUACCCCUCUCGAUAGAAACUACCAUAGAACGUGAUUCACGGUAUAACGACUUAGACCAUCUGAUAAUGGUUCCCGGACAUGCUAUCUGGUUAGGACACGAUGCGAGUAAAGUGAAUGAGAAUGAUGAUUGGAUACUAGAACCUAUGCAGAAAGGUGGGAGUGUCAGGACGUAUGUGAAACACAUUCAGAGGGGCGUGGAGGAGCUGAAGAAGGAUAACAAAGCUCUACUGGUGUUUUCUGGCGGAGCAACUCGUGUCCCACCUUCCCCACCACUUCCGGAAGCUCUUUCGUACCACAACCUCGCCCAUGCUCUCGAACUCUUACCUUCCACUUCCAUACCAGCCGAACAAGGAGAAUCAAAAGCCCCAUUAUCGUUGAACCUCCGAGCAGCGACCGAAGAGCACGCUUUGGACAGUUAUGAGAAUUUGUUGUUUUCCAUAGCGAGGUUCAAGGAGGUUACCGACAGGUAUCCUAGGAGGAUCACCGUUGUGGGAUAUGGAAUGAAAGAGCGUCGAUUUACAAAUCUCCAUCGUUCGGCACUUUCAUUCCCCCUCUCCAACUUCACCUACAUAGGGAUCAACGAUGACCUACCCGAUUUAUCUAAACAUUAUGCAGGAGAGUUGAAAUUCGGUUUCAAACCAUUUUUGAAUUCUCCAACAGGUUGUCAUCCUCCUUUAUCAACUAAGAAACUCUUACGAAAUCCAUAUAUAAAAUAUCAUCCUUACCAUAUAUCCAAUCCUCAAUUAAUUGAAUUGUUCGAAUGGUGUCCCCCUUUACAGGAUCAUAAAGAACUUGAUUCGCUGGAUGAUUAUAGGGAUGUAUACGGUACGAGCUUUAGUGGGAGGCUGCCUUGGAAUAGUGAUGGAUCAGUGGUUGAUGAUGAACAGGUCAUGUGGGAUAGAGAGAGGGAUUGA